Molecule: messenger RNA, 221 nt
Organism: Acaulospora colombiana
Lineage: Eukaryota; Fungi; Glomeromycota; Glomeromycetes; Diversisporales; Acaulosporaceae
Source: the annotation of a GenBank genome assembly
AUGACCACGGCACCCUUUUUAAGUCGUUACAGCACCGAACCGGACGUAAUAGGGAAUAUCCAAUGGGAUGCAGAUACGCAUCAUUUGAUUUUUACUCCAGGAAUUCAUUUAAAUGAGAAUUAUUGGGAAGAACCCGAAGAAUUCAAUGCCGAUAGAUUCAUCAGUAUCGAUGAGCAACAACAACAACAGAGCGGAAAGAAUAAUUUGAUCAUGUGGGGGCG